GGUUUUGUGAUUGCACAAAUCCCAAUACCGUUUAUGAAGCAUGCUAGGUCUGACAACAAUCCCAGAUGUAGGAACAAGUUCCACAUCCUAGAAAAAUCCCAGAAUCCUUUGCAUUAUGAACCAAGCUGAGCUCCAACAUCUGGUCUCCAAACUAAGGGUCAAUGUGCUCCACAAGAAAUUGCCCCGACACGCCCAUGGUCCCCGCGGAUCCUUGGAACUCAUUCGUACUCGAGUCACGGCCUUGAUCGCGAAUGAACGAAUUGAAUGUGCUCCCUACUCCGCGGAAAUAACCCGUCUUUACACAGAGCGUCUCAUCUCAGACGCCAUCCUCAAUGGAGAGAAACACGCCCACACCAUGGAAAUGGCCACGUGGUGGUUGGCCGAGGAUAAAUCAGCCAUUCACAAGCUAUUCAAGGUUUUAGUGCCCAGGUUUCAGGAUUCAAGGAAGUCUUACACUCAAAUUUGGACGGUGCCCGUGAAUUACGAGACCACCCUUCAGGCUCCGAGCCGAGCAUGGGAUGGGAAAUUGAAGGUGGUGGAGCUACGAGGUCAUCCCUUGCCCAAGUUGGAGUAUUCGAAUAGCCAACCCAAUCGAAAUCAUAUUCACAAUUUUUUGUUAUCGGAGGCCAAGCGGGAUUUCAAUCUCACGGCCGUAGCUCAGGCCAUCGCAGAUCAAGAGCUCAAAGAGUUCAAUGCCAAACAUGGGGAAAAUCCUGAUGAUGCUGAAAAAUGAUCUUGUGUUCAAAUCUCAAUGAUAUAAUAAAUCGUUUAGUCCCGUCUGAAA
This is a messenger RNA of Tigriopus californicus, 784 nucleotides long. RefSeq names its product large ribosomal subunit protein bL17m-like (gene mRpL17). Gene Ontology annotation, cellular component: mitochondrial large ribosomal subunit; ribosome. Gene Ontology annotation, biological process: translation. The transcript is spliced from 3 exons. The record is from RefSeq and is a predicted model, not a curated record. Bases 116 to 733 code for a protein of 205 amino acids. Lineage: Eukaryota; Metazoa; Arthropoda; Copepoda; Harpacticoida; Harpacticidae. Gene Ontology annotation, molecular function: structural constituent of ribosome.